This is a messenger RNA of Odontomachus brunneus, 2305 nucleotides long. It is a transcript of the gene Atac2, whose product is annotated as cysteine-rich protein 2-binding protein. Gene Ontology annotation, molecular function: acyltransferase activity, transferring groups other than amino-acyl groups. Bases 218 to 2221 code for a protein of 667 amino acids. The transcript has 6 exons. Lineage: Eukaryota; Metazoa; Arthropoda; Insecta; Hymenoptera; Formicidae. The record is from RefSeq and is a predicted model, not a curated record.
UGUGACACGUGGGGAAAAGUAAUGGCGUAGAGCUACUCAACUGUCCAGUGUGCUCAGCCAUAUAUUGAAACUGAAACUGACACGUGGGAACGUAGCUCAGGCGUCUCUGAUUAUUUAUUGGAGAUAUAUAUGUAUAUAUAUAUGUAUAUAUAUACUAGAGAGAGGAUAAAUAUUGUUUCUCCUUUGAUCAAUUCAUUGAACAUUUUAGAAAAGAAAAAUGUCAGAAGUUAUUGAAGAAGAAAAUACAACGGACAGUUCAAAUGAAUCAAAAGAGACUGAGAACACUGAGAGUUGCAAAAAUUGUGGAAAAACAUGCAACCCUUACGAUAACCCAGCAUUACAUUGUAGUGGUGGAUGCAAUAAAAAAUUACAUAUAGAAUGUUUAAAAACAGGCAGUGUACCAAGUUCUUUCAUGGGAGACGUUUUUUUUGAGCUUAAUUGUGCCUCUUGCAGUUCAGAAGGUGAAGAAACAGUGAUACGUAAUAAGAUGCCAUGGCUCACUGUUAUUAUCUUGACUCUUUAUAAUUUGUAUAAAAAAUCAAGUGGUAUCAGUAACAGAGGAUAUUUUCAUUGGAAGUCUGACAUUAGUACUUUUGUAGAUAAAAAUUGGGAUACUCUGUUUAAAAAGUCUGUGAAAAAGAAAAAGAAUUGGAUGGGCACUAUUUCUGGCACACUAUCUCAUUAUGGUGGAGUAUAUUUCAAAUCUGGUACCAACGAAUUAGGCGAGUCUGGAUGGUGGAAAUUAUUGGAUACCAGUCCUCCUGAAGUUUUAAUUGCCAGAAACAAUAAAGUAAUACUAAAUAGAAAGAAAAAUUCAGAUACAAAAUUAUCUUAUAAGUCGUUUGUAGAUGGCAGUUCUGCUCUGUCGGACUCUAGUACUAUUUCUGUUGGAGGGGAUAGCAGUUGUAACACAGAACUGUUAAAGCAUCAAAGUUCAUCUACAUAUACUCAUGUUUAUAUUCAACCUACUGAGACAUUGUCUGAUUUCCUGUUUGAGUGUGAUGAGCCAAAUGAUUCGUAUACUAAUGACACACUACUGUACAAGGAUAACGUUACAUUGGCAAGUGAGAACUAUAUUUUCCCUGAUUUAAUACACGACUUUGAAUAUGAAAACACCAAUGUUCAGUCAGCAGAGCUCAUGGAAGGUUAUGAGUGGUUAUUCAAAACAAGCCCUCCAAUGCCAAAUGAUAGUAGUAAUGAAAAUAAAAAUAUAAAGGAAGAAGAGUACGACGAAGAUAGCAGUGACAGUCACGUCUCUGUACAAAAACAGCCUCCAGUUUCGUUAUUCAAAGGAACAAACCGCCGUAAAUGGCCUUGGGAUAAGAAACUUGCUAUUACUGAUACAAAGAUACCACGCAUGACGUACCAGGAGGAAGUAUAUUUGUUACAAAAAGUCAAUAAGACUGAUCUCUACAAAGCACCGUGCCUUGUUAGAAGGCUAUAUAGAAAAUUAGCGGUGCGUAAAACGAAAAGAGAAUUCGGCUUGCCUUUGUUAGAUGUCGAUUGUUUCGAAUCGAAGUCGAGAGCAUUCGCGAAACCGUCGAAAAGUAACGACCGGGUAUUGGAUAGAUUUUUCGUCGACGAUCUGGGAUGCAUUUUUGAACAAAGGCUGCAGGGUUACUGCGAACCUACGGCCGUACAUAGUCCGUAUACAAAUAGACUGUUGAAGCCGUUCAUAAGGCAAGAUACUUGCUCGCGGCCGUUAUGGUUAAGGAUCAUGGAAGAAAUGUGCACGAAAGUAAAUAAAAAUAAUCCAGAAUGGAGACCGCCGCCCAGAGCGUCUAUUGAUUAUUCCUACAUUAAACCGCAGCAUAUCCCGGCGAUCAACAGUCUCUGCAACCAAUUCUUCUGGCCUGGCAUAGAUCUGACCGAAUGUUUACAAUAUCCAGACUUCACAUGCGUGGUAUUGUAUAAAAAAUUGGUCAUAGGUUUUGCGGUAUUGGUGCCAGAUGUUGGAUAUAACGAAGCCUACAUUUCAUUCAUUUUAACACGACCAGAGUGGCGGAAUGCUGGCAUCGGCACAUUCAUGUUAUAUCACUUAAUACAAACAUGUAUGGGACGAGAUGUCACGUUACAUGUGUCGGUUACAAACCCCGCCUUGUUAUUGUACCAAAAAUUCGGCUUCAAAAUGGAGGAGUUGGUUCAAGACUUUUACGACAAGUAUAUGCCGCUAAAUUCGCAAGAGUGCAGGCAUGCUCUAUAUUUACGUUUAAACAGAUAGAAUACAAGGUUUUAAUCAAUUUAUAAAUUUCUUUUGGUUCCUCUAUAAAAUAUUUUUAGUACACAAAGCAUCUGAGCUCAUUCU